This is a messenger RNA of Oncorhynchus masou masou (cherry salmon), 4630 nucleotides long. Its product is annotated as toll-like receptor 13. Gene Ontology annotation, cellular component: plasma membrane. The record is from RefSeq and is a predicted model, not a curated record. Gene Ontology annotation, molecular function: transmembrane signaling receptor activity; protein binding. Lineage: Eukaryota; Metazoa; Chordata; Actinopteri; Salmoniformes; Salmonidae. Gene Ontology annotation, biological process: inflammatory response; immune response; toll-like receptor signaling pathway. The transcript has a single exon. Bases 345 to 3449 code for a protein of 1034 amino acids.
AGAACACGUUGCAGCUCUGCAUUCAUUUCUUCAUUGUCUGUGGGACUUUUUAUUGUUUCUUUACUUUUGGAACCAAACUAACCAUUAAAUAUUUACUCCUGUUACCUUGAGAUACAAUUCAACUGCAGGGUGAAAGGGAGGAACAUUGGAACAACCAAAAGGUAUGAACUGCUGUUAGUUACCAAGGAGAAACCCAUCUGACAAACAACAACAAGACGAGAGACUCCAUUCUGUUUACAGCGUUCAUAAGGGUUUUACUGUAUCAAACCAACGUCCUACAGAGAUCCACCGGAAGCAAACUAUUCUGACAAUUAUCUCAGUAAAUUUGACUAACGUUGGAAGAGAUGAGAUCAAUGUUUUCCCACCCUGCCGUCCUGUUCCUGUGGAUUCAGAGUUCUAGUGGAUGGAUGCAUCCUAAAUGCCAGAUUUAUGACAGUGGUGAAGACUUGGGACACUUUCCCACCUGGAUCUGCAGCCACAUACCUCAUUAUACAGAAGGUUACACUGCUGCCUGUCAAGAUGUCACAGCCAUCGAGGAGGAUCUACUUGGACUUCCCCCUAAUAUCAAUACCCUCUGCAUAUACAUGACACAUGGUGAAAAUAGAUCCAUGUCUCUGGGCUUUUUCUCUCAGUUUCAGGAUCUGGAGUACCUGUACAUUAAGGGCUGUUUUACUCAAAUCCUUCCAACUGGGAACAGUCACCUUCCAAAUCUGCAGUAUUUACAUUUGGAUGGAUUGGGCUCUGGGUGCUGUGAGUGUCAUUUUGGGCCUCAUACAUUCAGAGAUCUCGUCAAGCUGAGUCACUUGACCAUAUGGGGUUAUCGACUGUCAGCAAUGGCCCCAGAUGUUUUCCAUGACAUUCCUCUGUUACAAAGUCUCAUCAUUAUUGAACCCUGUGUAGAUGAUUUGUCAGAGAUACAAUGCAGAAUAAUGAAUAUAAAGUCACUUAUAGAGCUAAAUAUAGAAGCACCAGAGAUACAAUCGUUAAACCAAUCAAACUGCUCCAUUUUAAUAACCAACGAAAGCAUGAAACCUCUUUUUAACAAUCUAGAAUUCUCUGACUUCUCAUUUGGUGAAAUAACACAUAUAGAGGAAGGUUCACUGGCUUGGCUCCAGAACCUCACAAGGUUAACAGGGGUUUUCAGCCAGGAAGUCCUACUGCACCUUCCCCUGUCUGGGAUUCAGCAGAUACAGUACUUCAGUUGCUCUGGUAGCAAUGAAAUAGAUAUUGAAAGUAUCUGUAAUGUAGUGAUUUUGUUUUCAAUCAAGAGAUUAUAUUUAUACAAUGCCAAUACAAGCAGCCUCUCUAUGCCCAGUGUUGAAUUAUGCACUGGGCUAGAAUAUAUGCAUUUAAGUGGACCUUUGUCUUUCCAUCCUACUACUCAUUUGGAUUGGCAUUUUAUUUCCAGUCUAAAAAACCUUAACCAAUUAAAAAUAGACGGCCUGGAAGACAACAGACUUGAUAUUUGCUCCUUCCAAGAACAACCAGUAAAAUGGUUAACAAAACUGACUUUAGAGUUGAACAAUAUACAGAUGCUUUUUGCUAAACAAUUUAUCUGUCUUGUUAACCUACAGUAUUUAGAUUUAGCAGCUAAUUCAAUUUCAAACGUUGAAGACUUUGCUUUCCUGGGAUUGACAAAUCUGGACUCCUUAGACAUUUCAAGAAAUAAGAUAACACAGAUAAAUGCAAACACAUUUUAUGGUUUACAACUGACAAAACUGACUUUAAGGUUGAACAAGCUACAAAUGCUUUUUGCUAAACAAUUUAGCUGUCUUGUUAAGCUGCAGUAUCUGGAUAUAAAACAGAAUUUAAUUUCAAACAUUGAAGACUUUGCUUUCCUGGGAUUGACAAAUCUGGCGUCCUUGGACAUUACAAGUAAUAAGAUAACACAGAUAAAUGCAAACACAUUUUAUGGUUUACAUAGUUUGACAUGGUUAGACCUCAGGAACAAUCCAUUUAUUCACAACAUUGAGGCGAUGUCUUUCACACACCUCACGUCUCUUAGACAAGUGUUUCUCGGGCAAGUGCACAACCCACUAACAGAACCUGUGAUCAAGAUGAAUCUGACACUUAUAUUUGGAGGAAUUCUGAGUCAACUGACUCAUCUGUACAUUAGUUCAGCUAUGAGGCCGAUGCAGUUGACUAUCGGCAGUAACAUCACAUCUAAACAGAACCUGAGUCUCCAGCUCAAAGGCCAGACGGUGUCAUUUCAGGACUGUGACAGACCUUUCUUUCAGUCUGUAACCCAUCUUCAUGCUGAUGCUGAAGAAUUCCUUUGUGGAUCUGAAUUCAUGGGAAAGUACUUCACGUCUGUGGAGACAUUUGACUACAGAUCGAAGCUUUCAGCUAAAAGGGUUGAUUUAACAUCAAUGAAUCAUCUGAUUCACCUGAGGAAACUGACUCUACGACAGGUGGAUCUUUUAACACAGCGUUCUGCCGACAUCAUUUUUCACAACUUGACCAAACUGGAGGUUCUGGAAAUGUACAACUGCAGGAUUUAUUCUUUGGAGGGGAGUUUAACUAAAGACUUGAAAUCUUUGAAAACGGUGUAUCUGCAGAUAGAGAACAUUUAUAAUGUAUUCUACAGCUUUACUGAACCUCUCUCUAGUCUUAAGUAUUUGAUACUUCCUCAGAUCCAGAUCUUUUGCAGUUGUGACAAUGCUUGGCUCAUUACAUGGGCAAAGGGGUACAGGCAGGUUGAAGUGAUCAUGCUUACUCCGUAUACUAGUCCCGUUAUGUAUGCUUUGGAGGACUUGAUAUGCUUGUCGGACAAUGGAAUAGACACACCUAAUUUUGUCGGGUACACAGAAGCCAACUGCACAACAGAGGUUGGCUUUGUGCUCUUUGCUGCGACUGGCCUGGGAGUCCUGUUCUUCAUGCUUGUGGUGUUGGUCCAUAACCUGGCCGGCCCCUACCUCCUCCCCCUCUACCACAUCACCCUUGGCUGGCUGUUAGAAGCCAUGCGAUCCAACACCAGGGGGCGCUACCACUACGAUGCGUUUGUCUCCUAUAGCGGGAAGGACGAGCGCUGGGUGGUGGAGGAGCUGCUUCCCAAUCUGGAGCAGAGGGGUCCUCCUUUCCUGCGCCUCUGUCUGCACAGCAGGGACUUCCAGCUGGGGAAGGACAUUGUGGAGAACAUCACAGACAGCCUCUACCGGAGCCGACACACCCUCUGCCUAGUCAGCCGCCACUACCUACGCAGUAACUGGUGCUCUCUGGAGAUGAAGCUGGCCACCUACAGGCUGCAGGUGGAGCAAAGGGACAUCCUCCUCCUGGUCUUCCUGGAGAAGAUCCCCCCUCGCCGGCUGUCUGCCCACCACAGGCUGGCUCGCCUGCUGAAAACCAGGACUUAUCUGGACUGGCCCCAGGACCCCCUUCAGCACCAGGCAUUCUGGGACAGACUGUGGGCUAAACUGAAACCUCAGACUGAGCAUGAGAUCAGCGGUUGAUGUAGAACCUUGUGGACUGAAGCAUGAGAUCAGAGGUUAAUGUUGAACCUUGUGGACUGAAGCAUGAGAUCAGAGGUUGAUGUUGAACCUUGUGGACUGAAGCAUGAGAUCAGAGGUUGAUGUUGAACCUUGUGGACUGAAGCAUGAGAUCAGAGGUUGAUGUUGAACCUUGUGGACUGAAGCAUGAGAUCAGAGGUUGAUGUUGAACCUUGUGGACUGAAGCAUGAGAUCAGAGGUUGAUGUUGAACCUUGUGGACUGAAGCAUGAGAUCAGAGGUUGAUGUAGAAUCUUGUGUAUAGAAAUGUGACUUCAGAGGUUGAUGUAGGACUGUGUAGACUGAAUUGUGUCUUCAGAGGUUGAUGUAGAACCUUGUAGACUGAAAUGUGACAUCGGAGGUUGAUGUAGAACCUUGUGGACUGAAAUGUAACAUCAUAAGUUGAUGUUGAACCUUGUGGACUGAAAUGUGACAUCAGAGGUUGAUGUAGAACCUUGUGUUAUUGCAGAUGCAAUGUUGACUCAUAUGUUGAGCUGUUGAAUUUGUUGUUAAAAGUCCUCCGUACAAAAUGUCUACCACUGUUUGAAAUUUGUUUUGUCAAUUCCUUUUAAAUGCUCUGUCUGGAGUGUACGUUUUGUGAUUCAUCUGAAAUUAUGUUUAAUAGCCUUAUUUAAAUUGCUCAUAAAAAAGCCCAAACAAUUUUUAAAUUCCCAAAAUUUUAUCAAAUACUAUUUGUAUUUUUAAACACCUAAUUGCUAACACAUAUCUUUGUUUGUAUAUUUAUUGCUAAGAGGAACUGAAAAGGGGUGUGACUACUGUGUACUGCAGUGAAUGACAAAAUAUAAAUGUCCAAUGACCAUGAAGCAGUUAUUAAUGACUAUACAUGAAUGACCACGAUGCAGAUAUUUUAUUUGAACAUCGAUCGAAGAGAUUUGUACAGAAAUGUAGUUGCUAGUUGUUUAACUAAAUGUUGUUGCAAAUGUUUUAACUAAAUGUGUUUGCUAUUUGUUUACCAAAAUGUAGUUGCAAGUUGUUUAGCUAAAUGUAGUUGCUAGUUGUUUAACUAAAUCUAGUUGCUAGUUGUUUAACUAAUUGUAGUUGCUAGUUGUUAACUAAAUGUAGUUUUUAGUUGUUUAACUAAAGGUCGUUGCUAGUUGUUUAACAUUUUGCUGAUGCUAGUUGUUUA